Messenger RNA from Momordica charantia (bitter melon), 1537 nucleotides. Its product is annotated as serine--glyoxylate aminotransferase. The record is from RefSeq and is a predicted model, not a curated record. NCBI's taxonomy places the organism in Eukaryota, Viridiplantae, Streptophyta, Magnoliopsida, Cucurbitales, Cucurbitaceae. Gene Ontology annotation, cellular component: peroxisome. Gene Ontology annotation, molecular function: L-alanine:glyoxylate transaminase activity; L-serine:pyruvate transaminase activity.
AUGCAAAUAACUAAAGGAAACUGUUGGUUGGCGUUCUUAUCUGCAGACUCUCUCUUAUAAAAAUAUGCGACUCUCUGCUCUGCUUUGUCAUUUCUCAGUUUUUCUGUCUCCAACUUCCACGGAAUUCCCAUUUCUCUCCAAGUUUUCAGGAUACGAUUCUCUUCUUCCAGCUGAAAACUGACAUAGAAUUUGGAGGACAAGGGAAAAAUGGAUUAUGUUAAUGGACCUGGAAGAAACCAUCUCUUCGUCCCGGGACCGGUCAACAUCCCCGAACCUGUUCUGCGGGCAAUGAACCGGAACAACGAGGAUUAUCGUUCUCCUGCUAUUCCUGCAUUGACAAAAACUCUUCUUGAAGAUGUGAAAAAGAUUUUCAAAACUACUACUGGAACCCCAUUUCUGAUCCCCACAACAGGUACUGGUGCCUGGGAAAGUGCUCUCACAAAUACACUGUCUCCUGGGGAUAGGACUGUGUCCUUUCUGAUUGGCCAGUUCAGCCUCCUCUGGAUUGAUCAGCAGCAACGCCUUAAUUUCAACGUCGAUGUUGUCGAGAGUGAAUGGGGCCGAGGUGCCGAUCUUGAUGUUCUGGAAUCGAAGCUUGCAGCUGAUGCUGCACACACGAUCAAGGCAAUUUGCAUUGUCCACAAUGAGACAGCCACCGGUGUCACCAACGACUUGUCCAAAGUUCGGUUCCUACUCGAUAAGUACAAUCAUCCUGCUCUUUUCCUGGUCGAUGGAGUGUCUUCAAUAUGUGCACUUGAUUUUCGGAUGGAUGAAUGGGGAGUCGAUGUGGCUCUAACCGGGUCCCAAAAAGCUCUAUCUCUCCCAACAGGAAUUGGUAUUGUAUGUGCCAGCCCUAAAGCAUUGGAGGCAUCCAAAACUUCAACAUCAGUUAAAGUUUUCUUUGACUGGAAAGACUACCUCAAAUUUUACAAACUGGGCACAUAUUGGCCAUACACUCCUUCCAUCCAGCUCUUAUAUGGACUAAGAGCAGCUCUUGAUCUGCUUUUCGAGGAAGGUCUCGACAACGUGAUCGCGAGGCACAGCCGUCUUGGGAAAGCGACAAGGCUUGCUGUGGAGGCUUGGGGGUUGAAGAACUGUACACAAAAAGAGGAAUGGUUCAGUGACACUGUGACUGCUGUUCUUGUUCCUUCUUAUAUUGACAGUUCAGAGAUUGUGAGAAGGGCAUGGAAGAGGUACAAUCUCAGCUUGGGACUUGGCCUCAACAAAGUUGCUGGCAAAGUCUUUAGAAUUGGUCACCUUGGAAACCUCAAUGAGCUGCAAUUGUUGGGAUGUCUUGCUGGCGUGGAGAUGAUACUCAAGGAUGUAGGAUACCCCGUUCAACUAGGAAGUGGAGUUGCUGCAGCUUGUGCAUACUUGCAAAAUACCAUCCCUCUCAUUCCUUCAAGGAUUUAAUUUAUCUCCCAUGUCCCUGUAAUUAAUUUCCAUUUUAUUUAUCUUUAAUACUCUGUAAAAAAAAAUACUCAAUAUGCUACCUGAUGUUAUAUAUUUUAAUAUUCUUCGCUCUGCUAUUAAAUCA